Saccostrea echinata is the source of this 1104-nucleotide messenger RNA. RefSeq lists its product as uncharacterized. The transcript has 3 exons. Bases 291 to 863 code for a protein of 190 amino acids. The record is from RefSeq and is a predicted model, not a curated record. NCBI's taxonomy places the organism in Eukaryota, Metazoa, Mollusca, Bivalvia, Ostreida, Ostreidae.
UCUUUUCCCUCUACAACCAUUGGUGUGUACAAAUUAACGUACAAUCUCUUGCUUUUCGUCACUUUGAUUUACGUUAAACAGGUGAGGCGCUGGGAUUAUACUGGAAAUAAGAUUUGACCUGGAUUGACAUAACGCUCAGGUGAAUCGGAACGGAAGCCAUUUUUAGUCAAGGAAAACAACACUAGGUCUACAGUGCGCCGACGUGCAGUCUUGUUAUAACACUCACUGGAGGAUGGUGUGAUGUUGUGCGUUAGGUUGUUGGAUUAAGUGAUUAAAUUUAAAUAACCAGCAUGUUUUCACGAAGUGUGACAAUUAUUCUCGGACUCUGUUAUGUGGUAUGCACGUUACUACAAAUAACAGGGUUUGCUACCCCGGCCUGGGUAGUUAGCGAUUACAAUGGAGAAAUUUACGAAUCCAAUGGACUGUGGUAUUGUAUUUCAUGUCGAGAUGGUGGUGAAUGCGAGGCAAAAACUUAUCAGGAAAUUCACAAAGAGUAUAAAACAGCGGCAGGGGAUAUGGUAUAUGCUGACCAAGUGCGAGAGAUUGUGAUAGCGACAUUGUCUGUGGCUUCAGCCUUGUUUGCAUGUGUUCUUCUUCUCAUCAACAUAUGCGUGAAAUACCAGCGACCAGUUCUCUCUCUUGUAUCCAUUCUGUUCACCUUUGUUUCAGCCUCGCUAAUAUGGACUAUAAUCGCUUCGACUUUGGUGCCAAUCGCAACAGAGCAGACGAAGACAUACGGAUUCCCUUACUCAUUGUUCCUGUCGGCUCUCGGCUCUUUUGGGUCAUUAGUACUUGCAAUUAUUUACUUGAUCAGACUGUUGCAGGUCAUGAAUGCUCUUUCGCCCACCUAUCAACCUCUCUAAUAAAGAGCCAAUUAUGAUGUUGAAAAAAAAAAAUAAAAUGGAGCAACAUGACAGAGGAGUGUUUGAUUUUGUGAUAUAAUUUUUAUAUCUAAAAUGUUCCAUAUCAAGAAUACACACAAUCGAUGUAUUUAUUAAUCCACGUUUUGUUCGUUUAUUACCUUUGUACAACUGUAUAUAUUCUUUACCCGUUUUGUCUACUAUUAGUUUAUCCUGCUGUUAUAAAUUAACUAUAUAAUACAAA